UCUCCUGGUUCACGGUCAAAAUCAGUGAAAAACGCUCUUGUUCACUCCAACAUUUGGAUGAGAGAUUCCGAGCUGUGGAGACAUUCAGCUGGUCAACAGUUCACUGCUCACACUGCAGGCAUGCGGUUUGUGAUCCUUUUGGCUUUUCUGAGUGGGGUUUUAGCCGCCCCGUUUGUGAAGGAGGAGGAUGCAAAGCGUUUCAUCAGGCUGAAGAGACAGUCAGGAUACUGGGAUCCACACCACCCCCAGAAUCAGUGGGGCUACACCAUUCAGGAGCAGGCAAACGAGUAUUGGACAGCCAUACGAACAGACGCUCAGUACUACAUGGACAUGAGUCACCUGAUGUUUGACCGCUCUGUGGCUACGGAAAACAACAGACUGUAUAUGGAGAUGCUGCGUAAUGCACGAGCUCACCUGGAUAGCCAUACGGGGGGGACAUAGAUAGAAACCUAUGAGAGAAGGCAGAGACAUUAAGAGAUCUCAAUCUCAAUCAAGAACUCAG
Molecule: messenger RNA, 502 nt
Organism: Labrus mixtus (cuckoo wrasse)
Lineage: Eukaryota; Metazoa; Chordata; Actinopteri; Labriformes; Labridae
Exons: 5
Coding region: 58-441 (127 amino acids)
Source: RefSeq, a predicted model, not a curated record